AUGGAGAGAGAUGCAGGUGAUGGGGUUCUGCUGGACUGUCCCUGGGUACCAGUGUGUAUCAGUGGGUCUCAGCUUCUGGCCAAGACCUGGUUUGGGGACACAGCGUACCGCAUCCUGCUCACUGACCUGCACUCUGUGUGGGAGGAGGAGAUGGACACCACAGCCAUCCAGGACAGAGCUCAGGCAAGGAGGAGGACACAUACACACACACAUACACAAACUAAAGUACAUUUCAACAACCUUUGAAAAAAUGUCCUCUCUGUCAUAACAGGAGCUGAACAGGCGAUUGCGGGCUCCCGUCCUUGCCUUCUUCUCUCACCUGUGUGUGGUGGCUCGCCCCUGUCUGUCUGGACAGGUGGACGUAGGGGUGGAGAACGGGGGUGCAACGGCUCAGUUGUCCCUCAACCCCCACGGCGGUGACAUCAACCUGAAGUUGAAGAGUGAGCUGGCGGGGGUGCCCUUCUACUGGGAGUUCCGCUGCACCCUUGCCCCUGUGGCUUUGGUAAGAUCCAUAAUCCAUAGACUUAACUGAACAACAACUCUAUGCUCAACUCUCACUAAACUUUUGUAUGUAUGUGUGUGUGUCUGCUCUUUUUCUUUAUGUGUGUGUGCGCGUUCGCGUUCCAUGACUAAUGGUUGUGUAAUGCGUAUUGGUGUGUGCUAUUAGGCAUGCAGUCAGCUGGUGCGCCCCCUGCUGUUGAUGAGCAGGUUACUGCAGAGGCAGGUGGGCCAACUGGGAGCUCUUCUGGCCAGGAAAGACACUGAGAUCCAAGACUAUAGGGACAAUGGGGCAGUGCUAAGCAGAGGUAGGCUCUACACACACCGAAACACAAAUACACUCAUUAAACACCACACACACACACACACACACACACCUGUUCCUCUCUCAUUUGUGUGUGUGUGUGUUUUGCAGAGCGUUUGCAGACAGAGUUGUUUGAGGAGCAGAGCUAUAGAGAGAACUUCCUGACACAGGUAAGUUUCAUACAGUCACAAUCGCAGGCAUACUGACCACACAUAGUUGAUAGGAAUGGUUACAAGAUAGGAAGAAUAUAUUACUGGGAAAGAGGAAGUCUGGCAAGAGCCUUUGAAUACUCAGCUUAGUAAGGAAGCCACAAUAAACCAGGUUUCUGCUGCAAUAUUUAGUGUGUGUGCCUUUCUCUGGGCGUGGCCUUCCAUAAACAAGGUUAUUAUUGACAUCUAGUGUUCUACUUAUUGGAUGGUUGUCUGUCCUUGUUUUAUCCAGUGAUCACUGACCGAGUAGUGUGUCCACACUUUUGUAAAGACCUUUGUUGUUUUUAUAAUGAAGUUCUACCUUAACCUUUAUCUAGACCUGAUAGACAGUUGUGUAUUCAUGCUUUAAAAGAAAUGCUUUGUUUGCACAAGGCGCGGAUUUUGCACAGUUGCAUGGCACCCUGGAUGGCCCAGGUAGGGCUGGGUCCUUGCUCAGCCAACUGGUGGCUGUAGUUGAUUCUGGGCUAGGGGCAUUGUAGCCAUGAGGUGGCUGGUGGGAGGUUCUGGGUUUGGCUGGAUCAUGGCCAAGUACAUUUCCCGCUGGGUUAGGGCCGGGUAAAGAGGCUUGGAGGACCCGAUGGGCCCGUGUAUCUCCAUAAUAGCCUUGGUAGCCUCCUCGGGGGAGGUGAGGCUGAUAAACCCCUUACUGCUGCUGACCUCAGUCAUCACCUUGGCACAAGAGCUGGCACAAUGGCCAUAUAAUCGUGUGACCGGUCAUAACCGUAUUUUUUUUGGGGGGGACAAUUGUGGAACGAACAGCUUAAUGAAGACGGGACGGCUGGGCAUUCGUUGAGUCUGUUUCUGUGGUUACCUGGACUCUUUACAACAUGAUGAGACUUUGUUGCUCCUAGCUGUAGCAAACAAGGCUUUGGUUGCCUAGGCAACGCUCCACUUCCUGCAGCACAUGCAGUCAGGAGUGGAGAAGGAGAAAAUGUGCGUCUUUAAAAUAAAAAAUAACUAAAACAUUUUGCUACUCAAACGAUUAUAACGCUGACCACGGUCAUUAGGCUGGCCAAUAACCGUCAUCCAAAAUUCCAUGACCAUCACAGCCCUACUUGGCACUUAUGAUGGUUUCUGCACAGGGAAAACAACUGUCUUAGACCAUCGUCAUCCACUCCUUCAUCCAGAUUCUUGAUGUAUAUAUAGGUUUACGCUCUUCUGUUACAUAGCCUCCUGGGUUGCCCGGUGAGGGCUGGUUCCCUGCUCAGCCAGGGUCCUUAAUCUUACCCCACCCAAAAUACUAACCUCCCCUGUUAUUGAUAAUUAUGCUUCCAACUUUCUCACUCAUUAUUGACGUUUCAUUCAUGAUUAUCCGUAAUCAUGGUGGCAUCCACAUUAUCGUAGAAGUGUUUAGAAUCAUUAUUUUCUUAUUUCCAAUAAAAGUGACUCCAAAAUGACACAAUAUGUUAUUCAACAUUCAGUUCCUACAUUCAGUUCAUAUUCCCAACAAACUCCAAACGCAUCGAACAAGUUUGUAAAGUCACAAGCUUGAUGUAGUCGUUGUAUGCUAGGAAUAUGGGACCAAAUACUAAACUUUUGACUGCUUUAAUACACUAUAAGUUAAUUUUUUUUUCAAAUACUUAUGACACCUUCAAAUGGGAGGGGCUAGAUACACAAAGUGCUUUUCAUUUCUAAUCUAAACGGUAAAACAUAUGUAUGGAAAUACCCCCCCAAAUAAAAGGUGACUGUGUCCUGUCGCCUCAUAUGAAACAUGCUGGAGGACAGUAGAAAGUUGUAGCUGCCUAAAUAGAUAUGGAGGGGAGUGUAUGUGCAGUCAGGUCCCAAAUGAUUGGCACCCUUGAGAAGGGGGAGCAGAAAUGACUAUAUGAAAUAAAAAGCAGAUUAAGCAAACACUAAUUGAGUUAAUUUGUUUGUCCAAAAUAGUGCUUUAUUCUAAGAUUAUACCUUGAAUACUUUCUAUUUAUAAAUUGGAUGACUUGCUCAUGUGUUAACAGUAGUUUGGUCCCCUGGUAGUUUAAUGAGCCUGUGUUUUACAGUGCCUUGCAAAAAUAUUCAUCCCCAUGGCGCUUUUCCUAUUUUAUUGCAUUACAACCUGUAAUUUUAUUUUAUUUUUAUUUGGAUGUCAUGUAAUGGACAUACACAGUCCAAUUUGGUGAAGUGAAAUGAAAAAAAAUAACGUGUUUCAAAAAAUUCUAAAAAAUAAAUAACGGAAAAGUGGUACGUGCAUAUGUAUUCACCCCCUUUGCUAUGAAGCCCCUAAAUAAGAUCUGGUGCAACCAAUUACCUUCAGAAGUCAAAUAAUUAGUUUAAUAAAGUCCACCUGUGUGCAAUCUAAGUGUCACAUGAUCUCAGUAUAUAUACAGUGGGGCAAAAAAGUAUUUAGUCAGCCACCAAUUGUGCAAGUUCUCCCACUUAAAAAGAUGAGAGAGGCCUGUAAUUUUCAUCAUAGGUACACGUCAACUAUGACAGACAAAUUGAGAAAAAAAAAUCCAGAAAAUCCCAUUGUAGGAUUUUUAAUGAAUUUAUUUGCAAAUUAUGGUGGAAAAUAAGUAUUUGGUCACCUACAAACAAGCAAGAUUUCUGGCUCUCACAGACCUGUAACUUCUUCUUUAAGAGGCUCCUCUGUCCUCCACUCGUUACCUGUAUUAAUGGCACCUGUUUGAACUUGUUAUCAGUAUAAAAGACACCUGUCCACAACCUCAAACAGUCACACUCCAAACUUCACAAUGGCCAAGACCAAAGAGCUGUCAAAGGACACCAAAAACAAAAUUGUAGACCUGCACCAGGCUGGGAAGACUGAAUCUGCAACAGGUAAGGAGCUUGGUUUGAAGAAAUCAACUGUGGGAGCAAUUAUUAGGAAAUGGAAGACAUACAAGACCACUGAUAAUCUCCCUCGAUCUGGGGCUCCAUGCAAGAUCUCACCCCGUGGGGUCAAAAUGAUCACAAGAACGGUGAGCAAAAAUCCCAGAACCACACGGGGGGACCUAGUGAAUGACCUGCUGAGAGCUGGGACCAAAGUAACAAAGCCAACCAUCAGUAACACACUACGCCGCCAGGGACUCAAAUCCUGCAGUGCGAGACGUGUCCCCCUGCUUAAGCCAGUACAUGUCCAGGCCCGUCUGAAGUGCAUUUGGAUGAUCCAGAAGAGGAUUGGGAGAAUGUCAUAUGGUCAGAUGAAACCAAAAUAUAACUUUUUGGUAAAAACUCAACUCGUCAUGUUUGGAGGACAAAGAAUGCUGAGUUGCAUCCAAAGAACACCAUACCUACUGUGAAGCAUGGGGUUGGAAACAUCAUGCUUUGGGGCUGUUUUUCUGCAAAGGGACCAGGACGACUGAUCCGUGUAAAGGAAAGAAUGAAUGGGGCCAUGUAUCGUGAGAUUUUGAGUGAAACCCUCCUUCCAUCAGCAAGGGCAUUGAAGAUGAAACGUGGCUGGGUCUUUCAGCAUGACAAUGAUCCCAAACACACCGCCCGGGCAACGAAGGAGUGGCUUCGUAAGAAGCAUUUCAAGGUCCUGGAGUGGCCUAGCCAGUCUCCAGAUCUCAACCCCAUAGAAAAUAUUUGGAGGGAGUUGAAAGUCUGUGUUGCCCAGCGACAGCCCCAAAACAUCACUGCUCUAGAGGAGAUCUGCAUGGAGGAAUGGGCCAAAAUACCAGCAACAGUGUGUGAAAACCUUGUGAAGACGUACAGAAAACGUUUGACCUGUGUCAUUGCCAACAAAGGGUAUAUAACAAAGUAUUGAGAAACUUUUGUUAUUGACCAAAUACUUAUUUUCCACCAUCAUAUGCCAAUAAAUUCAUUAAAAAUCCUACAAUGUGAUUUUCUGGAUUUUUUUUUCUAAUUUUGUCUGUCAUAGUUGACGUGUACCUAUGAUGAAAAUUACAGGCCUCUCUCAUCUUUUUAAGUGGGAGAACUUGCACAAUUGGUGGCUGACUAAAUACUUUUUUUCCCCACUGUACACCUGUUCUGAAAGGCCCCAGAGUCUGCAACACCACUAAGCAAGGGGCACCACCAAGCAAGCGGCACCAUGAAGACCAAGGAGCUCUCCAAACAGGUCAGGGACAAAGUUGUGGAGAAGUACAGAUCAGGUUUGGGUUAUAAAAAAAUAUCUGAAACUUUGAAGAUCCCACGGAGCAACAUUAAAUCCAUUAUUAAAAAAUUGAAAGAAAAUGGCACCACAACAAACCUGCCAAGAGAGGGCCGCCCACCAAAACUCACGGACCAGGCAAGGAGGGCAUUCAUCAGAGAGGCAGCAAAGAGACCAAAGAUAACCCUGAAGGAGCUGCAAAGCUCCACAGCGGAGAAUCUGUCAAUUUUUUAAAACAUUUUAGUCAUUUUAGCAGACGCUCUUAUCCAGAGCGACUUACAGUUAGUGAGUGCAUACAUUUUUCAUACUGGCCCCCCGUGGGAAUCGAACCCACAACCCUGGCAUUGCAAGCGCCAUGCUCUACCAACUGAGCUACACGGGACCAGGACCACUUUAAGUCGUACACAUAGGACCACUUUAAGCCAUACACUCCACAGAGCUGGGCUUUAUAGAAGAGUGGCCAGAAAAAAGACGUUUGGUGUUCGCCAAAAGGCAUGUGGGAGACUCCCCAAACAUAAGGAAGAAGGUACUCUGGUCAGAUGAGACUAAAUUUGAGCUUUUUGGCCAUCAAGGAAAGCGCUAUGUCUGGCGCAAACCAAACACCUCUCAUCACACCGAGAACACCAUCCCCACAGUGAAGCAUGGUGGUGGCAGCAUCAUGCUGUGGGGAUGUUUUUCAUCGGCAGGGACUGGGAAACUGGUCAGAAUUGAAGGAAUGAUGGAUGGCGCUAAAUACAGGGAAAUUCUUGAGGGAAACCUGUUUCAGUCUUCCAGAGAUUUGAGACUGGGACGGAGGUUCUCCUUCCAGUAGGACAAUGACCCUAAUCAUACUGAUAAAGCAACACUCGAGUGGUUUAAGGGGAAACAUUGAAUUGUCUUGGAAUAGCCCAGACCUCAAUCCAAUUGAGAAUCUGUGGUAUGACUUAAAGAUUGCUGUACACCAGCGGAACCCAUCCAACUUGAAGGAGCUGGAGCAGUUUUGCCUUGAAGAAUGGGCGAAAAUCCCAGUAUCUAGAUGUGCAAAGCGUAUAGAGACAUACCCCAAGAGACUUGCAGCUGUAAUUGCUGCAAAAGGUGGCUCUACAAAGUAUUGACUUUGGUGGGGGUGAAUAGUUAUGCACGCUUAAGUUUUCUGUUUUUUUGUCUUAUUUCUUGUUUGUUUCACCCCCCAAAAAUAUUUUGCAUCUUCAAAGUGGUGGGCAUGUUGUGUAAAUCAAAUGAUACAAACCCCCCAAAAAUCAAUUUUAAUUCCAGGUUGUAAGGCAACAAAAUAGGAAAAAUGCCAAGGGGGGUGAAUACUUUCGCAAGCCGCUGUAGUUAGUGUGUUGGGUGCUUUUCAGUGUGUGUGUUUGAGUGUGCGGUGGAAGGAUGUGGAAUUUCUCAGUCGCUACUUCAUUGACCCCCAUCCCUGACCUGUGUGUGUUGGCAUUUAAGUGUCCUGGGGAAUGUAGAGAUGGAUCUUUGAAUGAACUCGGCAGUGUGAAACAGGGGGCAGGCAGGCCCCACUCUCCCUCACUCCUGUCCCGUAUGGAGGGUAGGGGGUACUCUGCCUUUACUGUAGUAAGGCCCUCUACCCUGGGCUCGGACCUUACUGUAGUAAGCCUCCCUGGAGGUUUGGGGAAAUGCUCAUCUGGAGAUGGCCCAUAAAGAUAAUGGCAAUGCAUGCAGGGGAACGUGGCCUUUCCUCCUCUCGGGUCAAAGUACACACACCCCGCACCCUUCUCCUGGCCAUGGCAAAUUCCACUGAGCGCCGGCAGGCCGCCACGGACCAAAGUCCAAACUGAAAUGAAGUGUCUGGAAAAAUUUCACUGCGAAGUGUCAAGACCACACACACACACUGGAGAGGGAGGCGGCGUCCAUGGCCAGCCAUUCCUUUGGGCUCAUGGCCUGACCAGUAGACAGAUAGGUGGAGGAGGCGCGAGGCGAGGAGCCGCGGCAUGUGUGUGUAGUAUUUGUCCAUAGGAGGUGGUGUCUCUGUUUGCGUUUCCCCCUCUGGGAAGACUCUCUGUGUAACUUUGUGUCCGUCUGUCUCUCCUGAUGUCUUGCUGUUCGUCUUCACUCUAAGUCGGCUCUGUUUUAGCCUCCAGCCUUCGGCUCGUAUGGCUAUACUGGGAACCCCCCCCCGCCCCAGGCCCAGAUAA
Coregonus sp. 'balchen' is the source of this 7197-nucleotide messenger RNA. NCBI's taxonomy places the organism in Eukaryota, Metazoa, Chordata, Actinopteri, Salmoniformes, Salmonidae. The record is from the annotation of a GenBank genome assembly.